AUGGGUUUUUCUGUGCUCCUUGACAACGGAACGGAAUCAUCAGAUGAUGGAUUCUACAUCACAGCUUUCCACACACUGGGCAAUAAGAACUACCUCAUCCUAGCUCUAUCUAUAAUAUACAUCAUCACUCUAAUGGGUAACUGUGUUCUGUUAGCAGUCUUCAUUAUGAACCCAAGCCUUCAAAAUCCAAAAUAUAUUGCAGUGUGCAAUUUAGCCGUGGUGGACAUCUCUUUGAACAGUGUUAUCAUCCCCCAGAUGGUACCGGUGUUUGUGUUCAAUCUGAACUACGUCUCCUUUGGGACCUGUUUUUCUCAGAUGUUCUUCAUGCAUUUAUUUGGUGACAUGGAGUCCUUCUCCCUGGCUCUCCUAGCGUACGACCGUGUGAUAGCCAUCUGUUUCCCUCUGCGUUACCUCACUAUCAACACCAACCUGAGGAUGCUGCUCAUCCUGCUAGGGAUCUGGACCUUGGCCUUCCUCCUGGAGGUCUACCCUGUCGCCCUGGCCUCUAGGCUGUCUUACUGUGCCUCCAGGGUGGUGCGGAGCUGCUGCUGUGAGCACGGCCCUGUAUACAGACUGGCCUGCUCUGACAUCUCUUUCAACAGGAAACUAGCGACAGCGAAAACUCUGGCUGUCCUGUUAGGCCCCCUGUUCUUCAUCAUCUUCACCUAUGCUGUGGUGGUGGUGGCAGUGAUGAAGAUCGCCUCGACCACCCAGCGGGGCAAAGCCUUCCACACCUGUCUCACCCACCUGCUGCUGGUCCUGGUGUACUACCUCCCUGUCAUCCUGGCCUACGUCCUAGGUAACCUGCGCUUGGUGCAGUCCUCAGACCUCCUGACUGCCAUCCUCACUGUGUCUGUUACCCUGCCACCCAUGCUCAACCCUAUCAUCUACAGCCUAAAGACAGAGGAACUGCGGGAGAAAAUCGUCAAACUGUUCAUAAAGACAAAAGUUACUCCUCACAAAUGA
Coregonus clupeaformis (lake whitefish) is the source of this 966-nucleotide messenger RNA. Its product is annotated as olfactory receptor 1L4-like. Gene Ontology annotation, molecular function: olfactory receptor activity; G protein-coupled receptor activity. Gene Ontology annotation, biological process: G protein-coupled receptor signaling pathway. The transcript is spliced from 2 exons. Gene Ontology annotation, cellular component: membrane. The coding region runs from base 1 to 966 and encodes 321 amino acids. The record is from RefSeq and is a predicted model, not a curated record. Lineage: Eukaryota; Metazoa; Chordata; Actinopteri; Salmoniformes; Salmonidae.